UUAGACUAGAAAAAUAUAACUGACAGACGCAAAUGUUUAACCAAAUAUUUUUGGGUUGCGAUCUCUAGUGCAAAAUAACGCGGUCAAGUGUGUGCAGUGCAUUUUGAGUAUGAGAUGCAUUAACUAAAACAACAGACAAGAUGAAUAUAUAUACCAUAUAUGAUUGGAUCACAUCAUUGCUGCGUCCGCGCAGUGGUAGUGUCUGUUAUAAGGCUAUAGAGACGCCUGAGGACGUUGCUGCAGCAUCAACAGCAACAGCAGCAGCAACAACAACAGCAACAGUUGCUGCUGUUAAGCCACACGUAACAGUAAAGAGCAAGAGUCGAACUUGUGGCGAGGCACAACAUGUGCAUGUCGAUCUUAUACCAACAUUAAACUUUAACUUCCAAGCAACAGCAACAACAACAACAACAAAUAGUAAGGCAGCAACAUCUACAGACGACGCUGAGUUAGCGCAACAUGUUGCUAAGACAGCGUCAGCAACAUGCGCUGUUAAUGAAGACGAUGCGGAUGCUGAUAACAGUUCCAUACGGACAUAUAUAGUGUCAAGCAGCUUUACAACAUCGAGCAGCACACCCUACGCCGUGAGCUCCACAGACACUGCGGAGCUAUUGCGUCAACAGAAUAAUCUCAGUUUGACUGAGGACGAGCAGACGAUUUCAUCGUUUAGCAUAGAGCAGCCCACCAGUUCCAUGACCAUUGACAUGGCUGAGCCACAGCAACAAACCGCAACAACAACCACAAGAAGUGAGGUGACCAGCAGCAGCGAUGUGCUGGGCAGAGGAGCUACCAACAACACAACAACAACAACGACGACAACAACUAGCAGCAGCAUAGAAGAGGAAAUUGAGGAGGCAUUGGAGCUGAGUGAGGGCGUGGAGGAGCAGCUGCGCUCCAAUUUAGACAGCACAACAGAUGCCAAAUCCUCACAAGCGCCAAGGGAACAAAGUGCCAAAGCCGACAGCAGCGAGGAUGCUGCACAGUUUCGCAUCGAUGAUGCAGAACUCUCGGGCGGACAGCUGGCGCAACAUUUUCUAGUCGCCGACGACAGUGACGAAGAGGAUGAGCAGGAAGAUGAACAGCAAACAUUAUCAGAGGACGAUGAUGAUGACGACGACGACUUUGAUAUAAGUUUGCCUUUGGAGGGAGCCAAGCCUGUGCACUCGCGGCACGAGGAGAGCGAGGAGCAGCCGCAAGGCGAGGAAAGUCUAAGCAACCAAAGCACCACCGAUGAUGUCUCUGACUUUGUGGAUGAGCCGCAGCUGGUGUCCAGCUCGGCGCAACUGGAGCAGGAUCACUCGCUGGAGGAAAUAGUAGCCACCAAUGAGUCUAUAGAGUUAAGCUAUGAGCCAGAGGAGCACACAAUAAGCAGCACGCAGCAAGCCGAGCAGCUGACAGACCUGGAUGCCGUUGCCACGCCCCUAACGGGCAGCCUGCAGCCUCUGAAGCUGCCACAGCUGCAGCAGCCGCAACUAAUGGAAGCCAAGUCGGCCAGAGCAUUGGAAACGCUGCAACUGCAGCCAGAGCGUCUAGAGCUAACCAUGCUGGACAUUGCAGACGACAGCGAAGAGGAAGAGUGUGCGCUGCAGUUGAUGAAGCUGCGUCUGCUGGCUUUGCAGCAGUCGCAAUCGCAAUCGCAGUCGCAGCUGGAGCUGUCUGGCAAGGCUUCACCCACAGAGUCGCCCGCGCCGCAAGUUAAUUUAAGUGGCGAACUCAAGCAAAUGGAACGCGUGCCCAUGAGCGAGUUUAGCAAGGAUGUGCUUGAGGACAUAACCGAGGAGAGCGAGCGUUUGCUAUCGCUUAGCACCAACGCCGAGGAGCAGCAGUCGCUGUCCAUUGAGGAGUCCAAGACGCUGCUGGCGGCAGGCAAGUUGGCCAGCAGUUCCAGUGUCAUCUCGCUCAACAUGCUGCAGCAGCUGGAGACGCAAGUACAGCAGCUGCAACAGCAACUAGAGACGAAGGACAACUGCCUGGCCUCACUCAAUCUGCAGCUGGAGUCGGCGCGACGCGAAACCAGCACAGGUCCCGGCUCAGCCAGAGACUCCAGCUCGCUGCAGACAAACUCCACGGAAUAUCGCACGCUCCAAGAGGAAUACGGCGCACAGACCUUGGACAUUUAUGUGGAGUUGUCGCGUCGCGAUGACAUGAUUGCCAAGCUAACAGAGUCACUGCAGCAGUCGCUCGGCGUGCGUGAGCAGCUGCAAACAGACGCUGAGCGCCUGGGCGGCGAGUUGCAAGCGAUGCGCCGUCAGCUGGCUGAGGCUAUGCAUAAGAUGAAAGGCAGCAGCGACUGGGAGGCGCAGGCGGGCGCGCGUCUGUCUGAGAUUUCCAUGGACUUGAUAAGCGAAAGCGAGGAUGAGCUGGCGCCACAUCUGCCCAACGAUGAUGAUGAGCAUGACUUGGGAGUGCAGCCGCUGCCGCCCGAAUGGCCGCCAGCGUUCAGCAAGCAAAUUGAACAGUUCCAGAAGUGUCUGCUGCCUGGAGAGCUGCGUCCCUUUCUGCUGGUGCAGCGCAAGUUCGAUGACUACUUGACACAGCAAUUGGCCCAAAGCAAAGCGGAGCAUGCAGCCGAGCUAAGCCGCUGGCAAAGCGAGCAGCAGCAAAGCGAAGCCACGCACACCAAGCAGAUGGAGGAACUGCGCAAAUACUUUGAGCAGCGCUGUGCGGACUUGGAGAAGCAGUACUCGGAUGAAAUAUUCUCGCACAAGUCGCAGCAGCUGGGCGGCGACAGCUCCUCGGAGUGCUCAGAGGCCGAGCAGCUGCCACUGGAGCUGCCCUCCAAGGACUCAACGCCACGCAAGCGCAAACGCGCCGAACUGUUGCUUAGUCCCAGUCAUCGUCAGUUGACGCCCAGUGGCGUGGAUGCCAGCAAGCAAUGCAAGGAUGAACUGGAAAUCGCUGAGCUCAAGAUCUUCUAUCAAACACACAUACACGAGCUGAAGCGUGGCCAUGAGGAGCAGCUGCGCAAGCUGACCGAACGCCUGCGCUUCUAUGAACGUCGCCAGGUCGAAGACGAAGACUUUGUGUCCACACCCACCAAGCUGCCGCCUACCUGCGCCGAGGCUGCCACCCCCGCCGCCGCCGCCGGCAAUACCUCCUUAAUUAUUAUUGAUGAAGACGAGCUGAAUCCGAACAACGAGUCGCAGGUGAUUCAACGCAUUAUUGCCGAAUACGAGCGUCGACUGCAGGAGCAACUGGCGUUGGCUCGCCAGGACAUUGCCACCGAGUUGGAGCAACAAAUCCAGAGCUUGCUGUCGGAGAGCGCGGCCAACGAUCAACAUUGGCCCAAGGAGCUGAUUUUGCUGCGCGAGAAGUUUACGGCCAAAAGCCAAUUGGAAAUAACGCAGCUGAAUAUCAAACAUGCUGAAGAGAUGUCGCGCCUGAAACUUGAAUAUGAGAAGCAGCUGAAUCGCAAGAACAAGCGGCAUUUGACAUUUGAUGCUUCACGCGACUUGGACAACAUCAUAAGCGAGCGCGAUGGACUGCGUGAGUUGUCCAAAAGCUUUCGCCACGUGCUCUGCCGCUUGGCCAAGUGUGUGGCCAACUGCGAGGAUGAUUUGAAUGCCACCUUGUCGGAGGAGGUGCAGCGCAUAUUGACGCAGAGUCGCGGCCAUGAGAGUGGCGAGGAUGUGGAGCAUACGCUGAGCAGUUCACUGCUGCAGGUUUCGUUCAACAAUACCAAACGCCUGGUGCCCGAUGUGCACAGUCUGCUGGAGCUGGUGGAGGAUCCGAGCCUGCUGCAGUUCAUCGACAGCAAGAGCAAUGAAGAGCAGCAAGAGGACUUUGAUCUGGGCGACUGCCUGGAGCGUCUCAAGUCCGAGGCAGCGUAUUUGCUGCGUCUGUCCGAGGAUCUGGCGCCUGAAGUGGAUGAGCCAGAGAAGCAGGAGCAUGAGCAGUGCUGUGAGGCUGAGGAUGGUCUAAAGACUACAGCGGCAAACGGUGUGCUCAAAAUACUGCGCACUAAUUCACUGAACGAUCAGCAGCUGGGCGAGGCGCAUCAGCGCAAGAGCAGCCAAGGCGUGCUGCUCAGCAAGCCGCACAGCUCGCUGCCCAUUGAUCUGCAGCAACAUGCGGGCAAGGCAGCCUCCGAGCUAAGCUUCCAGCUGGUGGAGCUUAAGAAUCGUCUGGUCAAAUCGGAAACUGAUCGCCAGAAGCUGCAGCAGCAGCUCAGCAACACCAUCGAUCGCAAUGCGGAGCUGGGGCAUGAGCUGCAGACGCUGCGGGAUCAACUGUCGCAGCUGAACUCGCUCAAUCACACAGACUAUGCCGAAGGCUACGGCCUGGGCGACAUGAAGAGCACGCCCACGCAGCUCGACACUUCGGCCAGCUUUGUGCAGCUGCAGGAGCGUGCACGCCAGCUGCUCAUCUCGCCCACAAAGCAACAGCAAACGCAGCAGUCGCCUGAUAAGCCAGGCAAUGCCACUGUGGAGCUGCUGCAAAUGAUUGAGGACUUUUGUCGCGAGGGCGACAAGGUGGUGGAGUGCAACAAGAAGGACCGCGAGGAUCUGCAGUCACAGAUCGACACUGCCGACAAGCAGCUAAAGGCCACGCGCCUGUUUCUGGAAGAACAGGCCGCUGAGCGCGAGCAGGAACGCGAUGAGUUCCAGCGCGAGAUUGAGCAAUUGAAAGCGCAAUUGCGCGACAAGGAAAAAGAGCGCAGCUCCUUUGCCAAUGCCUCCGAGGAGUUGACGUUAGUAAAGCAGAAGCAUUAUGCUCAGCUGGAGGCGCAGUUGUCGGAGGUCAACCAAAAGUUGGCCGAAUCAAAUGCGAAGCGGGACACGUUCGAAGUGGAGCUCAAGACAUCCAUCGAUAAGAUUUUUAUGCUGCGCGAGAUAAUUUCGGAGCUCGAAACACAAGUGCAAACCAAAUCGUUGAAUGAGCAGGUGCUCACCGAAAAGUCCAAACAGCUGGAGGACUAUGUGCAGCUGCAAAUACGCUCCAAUGAUGCACUGCAGCAGGAAGUGCAUAGCCUUAAGACAGACAUUGGUGAAGGCUACCAGGCACGCAUACGCCAGCUGGAGGAGAAGCUGCAACUGGAGCGUCCAUCCGCUGAGCAAAGCAUUGUGCUCACCCAGCUCGCAGAGCAACUGCGUGACAUUGAAACCACCUUGGAGCAAAAAACCAAAACACUGGAAUCGCUGCACAACUCAAACACAGCCUCCAACUCGUGCAGUCUGAGUGCCACCGAGGAUGUCUCUGUGCAUACCAAGCAGCCCAACAUGCCUCGCUCAGCGGGCGGAACGCCAUCGCCACAUCAUCACUCAUUGACCGUGGAGGGCGUGCAGCGUGUGUCCGAGAAACUGGAUAAGCACACGCGCGUCGAGGAGGCGGCCAUCAAGCGUGUACGUGAUCUGGAAAUGCAAGUCAUGCAAAUGCGCGCCGGCUGUGUGGAAUUGCAACAUGAACGCGACUCGCUGCAAGGGCGCAUUGAUGAGCAAACUGAGCGCAUUUCCACGCUGCAGUCGCGCCUGGAGGAGCAACGUCAGCGUGCGGAGCAACUGCAUCGCGCCGGCACCUCGGAUCUCAACUCACGCAACCAUGAGCUGCAAAACGAGCUGCGCAAUCUGAGCGAGCAGCUGGCGGCGCGUGAUAAACAGAUGGCCAUGUUGCAGCAGCAACUGCAGCGCAGCAAGGAUGAGAUUACACGCCUGGAGGCAGAGCUUGGCCAGCGCAGUCAGCCCGAUCGCAGUCUGGUGCAGCGUCUGGAGGCAGAGCUACAGCAGCUGAAGGAAAAGAUGCGCAACGAGACGGUGCAGCGCCUGGCCAUGCCCGACUUGAUGGAGACCAUGCUGGCGGACAAGAACGAUGAGAUCGAUCAUCUGCAGCAGCAGCUGGAGGCCAAGGAGCGCGAGCUACAGGCCGCCAAGGAGCAAAUCAGUCCCAAGCAGGAUGUCAGCGGCAAGCACAGCGGGCGCACGCUCAGCGACAUUGGCUCCAUAACCGAGUUCCCCGAACCGGAAGUGGACCGGCGUGCCGUUCAACGCAGUCCAAGCGCCACGCUGCAGCUGCCAGACAAUGCGGGCGGCUUUCUACACCAGACAAUGGAAACAUCCAAGGAAGCGGUGGCAAACUUAACCUACAAGCGCACGGAUGACUUGAGUGGCUUUGUCCUGGCACAUCCUGUCAACACAUUUGAGCAUCCGCACUACUUCCAGGAUCAACACGCACUGGGGGUGACGGCCCAGAGCAGCGGCAAUCUGACGCCUGGUCUGGUGCCACGCCAUAUAAAUUUCUCGAAUCUCACCGAAGACUCUAAGCUCAAGACUCCGUGCAUGUUGCAGCAAACUCCGGAGCUGCCCAAGGCGCUGACACCUAUGCCCGAGCUGCUGCAGCUGCAACAACAGCUAAACGAUCUGGAGCAGCAGAAGCAGCAGCAGAGAACGCAGCUGGAACGCAAUGUGGCAGAGCUUAAGGAGCAACUGCAGCAGCAGCAGCAGAGCGAGCAGCAGUAUAAGCAGCGCAUAAGUGCGCUGGAGAGCAAGUUGCUGGAGACGGCGGCGCUGGAGGCGUCGGAGCGUGAGAAUCUGCGCAGAGAACUCAACGUAGUGAGCGCUGCUCAUGACCAAUACGUGCAGCAGCAACAGCAAACGGCGGCGGCGCGUCAGCAGCAAAUUGAGACACUAACAGCGGAGCUGCGAUCCAAGACGGAGCAGCUGCAGACAGUGGAGCGUGAGCUGGAGCGCUUGAAGCACAGCGAACAGAGCUCCAGGCUGUACUCGGUGGACGAAAUAGCGCAGCAGGUGGAGAAGGAGCUGAACUAUUCGGCACAGCUGGACUCCAACAUACGCAAGGCCAUUGAGAGCGAGGAGGAAAACAAUUUGGACCACAAGCUGCAGCAGAAGGAGGUGCAGACGGACGAUGAACAGGUUGCGCGCACUGGACACGGCACCGACGAUGAGAACUUCACGGGCGAGCGUGAGCUGCUCAAUCAGCUGGAGGCGCUGCGUGCUCAGCUGGCCGUGCAGCGUGAGCAAUGCGAAACGAUGGCCCAGGAGCUGCAUGGCGAGAAGCUGCACUCGCAGGACAUACAGGAGCAGGACGUGCUCAUCAUAGAAGCCAUGCGCAAGCGUCUGGAAACCGUGCUGGAUACAGAAGAUGAGCUGCACAAGCAGCUGGACAUGGAGCGCGAACGCUGCGAGCGUCUGCAAACGCAGCUGACGUCGCUGCAACGCGCCGAGAGUCGCCGCAACAGCUCGAUGCUCAAGUCGCCAGUGGACUCGCCACGCAAAUCGCCGCGUGCCGACUUCGAGUCUGAGCUCAGCGAGCGACUGCGCAGUGAACUCAAACUGCUGACGGCGCAGAAUGAACGUGAGCGGGAGCGCUCGGCGGAUGCGCAACGCAACAGCGAGCGGGAGCGUCAGCGUUACGAGAAGGAGCUGCAGGAACGGGUUGCCUACUGUGAGCGUCUGAAGCAGGAAAUGGACAAGUUGGCGCGGGACAAGGAGAGCGCCGAGCUGGAGCUGGAGCAUUUUAAUGAGCGUCUCACGCUGCAGGCCAAUGAAAUUGAGAGCCUGGAGUCACGCAUGGUCGCGAUGCAGGAGGCGGAGACGCGUCGCGCCAGCACGCGCACGCGUCAGCAUCAGGAGCAGGCCAAACUGCAGGCCGAGCUGCUGGAACUGCAGUCAAAGUUGCUGGCCGCCGAGUCAGCCAAGGAGACACUGGAGCAAAAGAUUGCGCAGCUGCGCUAUGACGUCACGCGCUCGGCACAGCGCGAGACGAAGCUGACGGAGGCGCUGGCCCAAGCCAACGACAGACUGGCGCACAGCACCGAGGACACUGUGCCCGCGCAGUUUCUGCAAAAGAUGAAGGACAUCAAUGCGCUGCUGGCCGAGAAUACACAAGAGAAUCGCCAAAUGGCGGAGACCGUGCAGUAUCUGGUGGGCGAGCGCAUUGCGCUGCAGAAGAAAUGCGAGGAGCUGGGCAGCAACGGCGUCGGCGAGCUGGAGGAGCGUUGCCGCCAGCUGCUGGGACGCUAUCUGCGCGUCGAGUCACAUCGCAAGGCUUUGGUCUACCAGAAGCGAUAUCUCAAACUGACGCUGGAGAGUUACCAGGCCAGUGAACAACUCGCGCUACAGACGCUGCCGGGAUCCCAGCUGCCGGCGUCGCAGCAGCAGCAGCGCACCAAAAAGAAGCUAUUCAAAACUGUCGCCUUAGCGAUCAUUGCCAUACAGCGCAUCAAGUACAUCGGACGCAUUUGGCACACGGGCAAGCGUAUUGUGAGCAAGUCGGUCUUCACCAUUACACAACAGAGAUCUGCUGCGAAUAUGAAUGCCAAUGCGUCGGCAGCAAGCAAUGCCAAUCUGAAUCUCAACAACAACUUGCCCACCAAUGCCAACAUUGGCAGGUCGUCUAAGCUAUGCAACGGGCCAAUCCCAUACUGGCGCCAGUUGGUGAAUUUCAGCGCGCUGCAGCCCAUUGUCUUGGCCAACGACUACAGUCUGCAGAAGCCCCACUGUCACAAUAACAAUAAUAACAAUAACACAAACAAUAACAAUAACAACAAGGACAAUGACAGCGAUCUGCCAACGCUGGCUAAACUGGACUGGCCAAUCGCACAGAAGCCGAAGCGCAUCAAUGCGCGGCACCAUUAGUUAACACAAAUUGGAACCUGCUCAAAUUUAAGAACCCAUAUUUUUCUAAGUACCAUAGACACAAAGCUGUAAGACAACAUAAUAAUUUUAAAUGUCAUAUUCCUUAAGUGUAAGUUUUAAGCUGUUUUGUGGCCCCAGCUUGAUUUUGUAACUAAGCAUGUAACUAACUUUUAGUUAAGCGCCAAACCUAACAAAACCCCAAGUGUAUGUAAAACUUAUUUAUACCUGAAAAACAAUUAGUUGUAAUUCAUUAUUUGAUUUAAGUCAGCCUUGUCUUGAACCCAGUAUUUAAUUAUAGUUUAAUUUAAUUUUAUUGACUAACAAACUUGCCUUUUAAGUUGAUUUACAAACUGACUGCUUCAAUUGUUUUAGCCUCGAUUAAAGUCUACUGAUUUAUAACAAGUUAAGGCCUUAUGUUUUUCUAUUAUUAAUAACAACAUAAACAAAAUGUGCCUUGUUGGGCUAGGCGCUUAAUGUUAAAGUUAAAAAAUAAAAAACAAUACAAAUGUCGUUCAGUUGAAGU
Molecule: messenger RNA, 9114 nt
Organism: Drosophila busckii
Lineage: Eukaryota; Metazoa; Arthropoda; Insecta; Diptera; Drosophilidae
Product: rootletin
Exons: 13
Coding region: 141-8591 (2816 amino acids)
Biological process (GO): signal transduction
Molecular function (GO): molecular adaptor activity
Source: RefSeq, a predicted model, not a curated record